UUCACCUGCUCCACCUCCCAUAUAUUUAGCAUCAGCACUAGCAUCUCCCACCAGGCCAUCACUUGCUACUACCUCAGGAAACCCAGCUCAUUUGGGUCAACAUACAGAUCAUGAGGUCUUCAUUGAUGGUCUUGGCUUCUCUUCUCCUCCUCCUGGUUCUGGCUACAACAGCACAUGGGAUUCGGCUGGACAAGGACCUGCAUGAAGCACUCAGCAACAAGCAGGAACAACUGGCCGGGCAGCCACCCAAACCCAAUGGCGCCGCUGAUUCGACCGGCACCAGCAAGCACUGCACGUCCAAUGGGAAUUGCUCAGGAAAGGCGAAAAAGCCACCGUCGCCGCAGGCUCACGCCGAACCGGACGACGCAUCAGCAGCCAAGCAUCAGAUAGCCCCGAAGAGGAACGACGGCGACGCGCAGGUCACUAGCCACGGUGGCGGCCAGGAGGAGAAGACAUGGUCGCGCCGGGCGCUGCCGCGGCGGCCAGAGCAGCAGGAGGCGAGGACGUACCCGGACCUGAUCGACAUCGCCGGGAUGGACUACUCGCCGGCCGCCAGAAAGCCUCCCAUCCACAACUGAAUCCAGCGCGCGCGCACACGGAUCGAUCCACAUAUUGGAGCUGAGUACGUAGAUUAUUAUAGUAGCACUAAUACCAGUACGCGGCUGCUGGUUUAUUUACUAGUUUGGCCUAGCUAUUAGCUUAUGGAUCCUGAUGGAUGGAAUAGAAUAGUGCGGUACAGCUAAUUGAUCAAGUGGUAGACUGAUACUACGAUACUAUGAUGCUACGGGACAGAGACAGCGUCGCCGGAAUCGCUGCGCCUUUUGUGAAGACUGGAGACGAUCGUCCUACUGGCAGUACACACCAAAGCUUGGCGUUUCCCUCUCGAGUUUCCCGCGAUUGUAGUAACAUGCAUGCAUGCCCGUGUAUCGGUGUAUGUAAAAUAGCACCGCCGUUUUGAC
Molecule: messenger RNA, 959 nt
Organism: Triticum dicoccoides
Lineage: Eukaryota; Viridiplantae; Streptophyta; Magnoliopsida; Poales; Poaceae
Exons: 5
Coding region: 111-578 (155 amino acids)
Source: RefSeq, a predicted model, not a curated record